CCGGCGUGCGCCGCGGCACGGGGCCGCGUCUGCGCGGUGAGCGGGCAGCGGGCGAGCUGGAGACCCAAACAGUGAGGGGCUGAUCGGCGUUUGCGGAGGCUCCGGGCGGCCUUUGGAGGCGGUAAUGUCCCCCUGGGCCUGCUUAUAAAGGCUGUGCUGUAACCUACACCCUCAGAGAGCAUUAGCACUGCCUGACUGGCACCCAUGGAAAUGGCUCACAUUCGAGACUUCAGUAUACAGUCAUGUCAAUGAGAUGCCCAUCAGCGCGAGGUCGCUUCCAUGUGUUCACAUUCUUGGUGGCAGGUGCUCAGGGUUGGACCAGCCCUGUCGUCACCCUCGAAGGAUUCUCUGAUUGACGUAAUGCCCGCAUGGAUCCUGAAGAGCUCUUUACAAAGCAGGAGCGGAUUGGGAAAGGUUCAUUUGGUGAAGUGUACAAAGGAAUAGAGAACAGAAGUAAGGAAGUUGUGGCAAUUAAAAUCAUUGACCUAGAGGAGGCAGAAGAUGAAAUCGAAGACAUCCAGCAGGAGAUUACAGUGCUUAGCCAGUGUGAUAGCCCGUAUGUCACAAAGUACUAUGGCUCUUACUUAAAGGGCACAAAAUUGUGGAUAAUCAUGGAAUACCUGGGUGGAGGCUCUGCGUUAGACUUACUGAAACCAGGCCCUCUGGAGGAGACUUACAUUGCAACAAUCCUACGAGAAAUCCUUAAAGGUUUAGACUAUCUACACUCAGAACGGAAAAUUCAUCGAGACAUUAAGGCUGCUAAUGUAUUACUGUCAGAGCAAGGUGACGUGAAACUUGCAGACUUUGGGGUUGCUGGCCAAUUAACAGAUACACAGAUAAAGAGAAACACUUUCGUGGGGACGCCCUUCUGGAUGGCACCAGAAGUCAUCAAGCAGUCUGCAUACGACUUCAAAGCAGAUAUCUGGUCCCUUGGAAUAACUGCAAUUGAAUUAGCGAAGGGCGAGCCCCCUAAUUCAGAGCUGCAUCCAAUGCGAGUUCUUUUCCUGAUUCCUAAGAACAAUCCCCCAACUCUGGAAGGAAACCACAGCAAGCCCUUCAAAGAAUUUGUAGAGGCCUGCCUAAACAAGGAUCCCAAAUUUAGACCAACGGCAAAGGAGCUCCUGAAACACAAAUAUAUCCAGCGCUAUACGAAGAAAACUUCCUACCUAACGGAGCUGAUUGACCGCUACAAGCGCUGGAAGUCGGAGGGUCAUGGCGAGGAGUCUAGCUCUGAAGACUCUGACCUGGAGGCUGAUGCAGAUGAGCGGGAUCAGUGCCCAGUUUGGACUUUCCCCACUGUACGUCCCAGCACCUUAAGCAAGCUUCAGAACGGAAUGCCCGUUCCAAGUUCUCAGAAGAAGCCCUUGGAGCCCAUGAAACGACAGCCAAAAUCAAAGUGCUUGACGACGCUGGUCAACCCCAUGUUCAGAGAGCUACAAGAAAAGCACAAAGUCAGCGGCGGGAACCUGGGUGCCAUUGAAGAGCUAGAGAAUGCUUUUAACCUGGCAGAGGAGUCCUGUCCGGGCAUUUCGGAUAAACUGGUAGCGCACAUGGUGGAGCGGGUACGAAGGUAUUCGCUAAGCGGAUCCAGCAAGAAUUCAGCGCGGUGAAGAUCUCGGCACCUCCAGGGGCUUCCCAAGUGCCCCGUGACCCAGCACCCAACAACACCCUCCUGCUGCAGUUAGGAAAGCCUGUGGCUGCUGAUGCCAGUGCUUCAUGGACAUGGCAACGAGACUCGAUCACACUGUUGGAUCAGAACUAAAAAAACCUUUUACUUUUGACGCUGCUGCCAUGAGGGGUGGCACCAAAUAAGAGGGGUUGAUAUUUUUUUUGUUUUGAUUAGAAGUUAUAAUAUUUUUACAUUUUCUUUAUAUACAGAGAAGGUUAAUUGGUGCAUAUCAAGCUGUAUUAGUAGAAAUGUACUAUGUGAAAAAGAGACAGUACCUCUUUUGCUUGCCUGUCUAGGUUUUGUUUCAGAAUUCAAGGUCAAUUUUUUUUAAUGGUUUUAAAAAUAAAUCCACCAUGUAUAAGGGUGCAAGAGCAUGGAUUAAAUGCAUUCAGGAUAGAGGAUCCUAUGCAGUGGAUAACCUUCCCCAAGCUACUCCUUUUAAGAUGAGACCACAUUGUGCUGCUAGUUAAAAUGAAGCAAUUAGGUGAAGUAGUGAGAGGAGUUGAUGGUGGUGCUUAUUCCAGACUUAGUUAGUCAGGUCACACCCUCAUUUGAAAAAUUCCUCACUCUUAAGGGCAGUCUGGCAACACAGUCAAUAUGUGUCUUGCCUCUUGAGUCUGAAGCCUGUGUCUUUCAAUCACUACAACCUCACUGGCCCCAUCAAGGGAGGUUUCUCAGAAGUGUGGCAACCUGCUGGAUGGAGCCCUGCACUGAAGCAAGGCUUACCUGACUCUUGAGUGGUACCGAGUUGCAGGAGGAGAUUCAGGUCAGCAAUUGAAAAGACUAGCUCAGACUGGCUGGACAGGAGAAUUUGUGAGAUGCAGAAAGGGGUGAAAAAGCUUUUAUUUUAAAAAAAACUAACAUGAAACUCCAUCAGUGACAAGAAUGUUACUCUUGAUGAUAAUAAUAUGGUUAAUCACUCAGUCUAAACCAACACUAUAGCUGCCCUCCAAUUACAGAAACAUGACCCUACAUCUUUCUUAAGGCCCCAAUUUACUGAGACCUGCAGAAGUGAUUCUGUCUCUUUCAAGAACAGUUCCACAGUGUUAAAAGGUGGGGUUGUCUGAAAGGGUUCAGUUUAUAUUUGUGUUCAGUAGAGCAAAGCACACCCAUCAGGGAUUAAGCCAAGGCUCUCUGUCCUUGUUUUUCUUCUCCCUGUUCAGUGCUGGAGAUCAAGGUAAUACCCCCAGACCUGGAAUCUCAAUGUCUGGGGGAGAUCUGGCCUGAAGUGUUACUCGAGCAAAAAAAACCAAUGGACCAUAAGUUACUCAUUGGAUUGUACAGAAAUUUAAAAUUGGAUGUCUGAAAUCCAAAUCUGGAACUGCCUCUGCGCUGGCCUUCACUUUGAACCCUUUGUUUCCAAACAUUGAGCAGUGGCAGUCAGUGGCCUGUAGACAGUUAGAUGUUUAUGGACAGAUUUAAGAGAGAGAUUCCUAAAAUGUUUUGCUUCUGUCCCCAUCCACUCCAAUUUGUACUAUCAGUACUCCAGAGAACAGGAAUUUGUAGGCGUGUUGAAGAAGUGUUACUAUAACCCACUUUACAGCAAGUGAGUUGCUGUCGCCAAUGGCUCUCCAUGUUCUGGGGUACCUUGGGAAGUGUCUUCAGUCUUUGAACCAUUGUUGGCCAAUGUCUUUAAUGGCAUUGACAUGGACUUUCCUACUGGAUAAAUAGGGGUAACGUUAGCAGGAUGUGUUGACAAAAUGAGCUUUGAGCUCUGGUGAUGCAGUUUUUAUCCAUCUAAUCUAAAAGGAAGUUUCUUUGUCGCACUUCAUGUAGCUGACAGCAAUUACCAUAAUUUCCUGUAUCCCACCUUAAUUUGUGUUUUUUUUUAAAUCUAAAGUACACAAAUGUUUCAUUGUGCAAGUAGGAAACAUUCAGUUUAGAUUCUGUUGUAUAACUUGGGAUCAGUAUUAAUUCUGAAUGGAUCCUCUGUGCGGCCUAAAAAGGCAAAGCAAGUUAGAUGGGUUGUUUUGCUUUUACACCUUGCGUUAGGAAGAGAAACAAAAUGACUGAUGAUACCACCAUGAAAUAUGGACAGCCGUAUUGUUCUGCUAGUACAAUGGAAGCUUGAUACAAAUGCCAUGAUGUAGCAACUAGGAGGAGACAGUGAAAGGGCCCAAGUGGAACAAGUGAGGGUCACAUUAUUUGGGAGGUUGGGGGAAUAGAUAUAGGAUCUCGAUAACCCCCUAUACAGAUAACAAUUUUAGCAAAUAAAAAAAGACUUUGAACAGUAUUAUCCAAGAGUGGACAGAGUUAGUAUUAAGGCCUGGGAGUAACUGGGAUACCGCAGCUGUAUGUAAAGGGAAAAAGAAGUGUGCACACCAGUUUUAAAGGUACUUUUGGUAUCAUCCAGAUAAAGAACUGACCAACAUCAAAACCUGCAGUGGUAGCAUUCCUGUCAGGAUCUCCCAGCAUGACUGGCAAAUCCCUAAUAAGACGGCGUGAAGGGACAUUUGCCUUGGUGUUACAGCUAGAGAUAUUGGAAAACCCAUCCUGGUGUGUUUUUAGAAUUUGGUUUGCUAUUGGGCACAAAAAAUGAUUCAAAAAAGUCGUUUGCUGGCUUCACCUUUCAUAAAAAGCCUCUCUAUCUUUUGGGACUCUGGGUCUGCCAACCUGCUGUUCCAAAUUCCAGAUACCUGCACCUCAUUGGUGACUUAGAUACGUCUCAAUUAGUUGAUACUCUGUGCCCCCUCACUGUGUCCCCAAUUAGACCCGCCAUUUGAAUGGAUGAAGGAGUGAACAUAAAGAACUCUAGUUUUUAAAACUCCAUAGCCAUGUCAGUGAAACUGGGGAUUGUGUUCCUGUAUGUCCAGUGUUUGUAUACUGCGUGUAUUAACAGUGUACAAGUGCACAUCUGGUCCUUGCAACCCAUUUAUUACCUAUUUUAAAGUCCAGUUUAGGUUUGGUUGUAGUUAUUUAUGGUGAAGGAGGGUAUCCGUGCUCUUGGAGCUGCGGAUCGUGUUUUAUAUACAGUGUAAUGGACAAGAAUAAAAUAUAAGAAUGGA
Molecule: messenger RNA, 4674 nt
Organism: Carcharodon carcharias (great white shark)
Lineage: Eukaryota; Metazoa; Chordata; Chondrichthyes; Lamniformes; Lamnidae
Gene: stk25b
Product: serine/threonine kinase 25b
Exons: 12
Coding region: 369-1610 (413 amino acids)
Biological process (GO): protein phosphorylation
Molecular function (GO): ATP binding; protein kinase activity
Source: RefSeq, a predicted model, not a curated record